Molecule: messenger RNA, 2869 nt
Organism: Sinocyclocheilus grahami
Lineage: Eukaryota; Metazoa; Chordata; Actinopteri; Cypriniformes; Cyprinidae
Product: GRAM domain-containing protein 4
Exons: 19
Coding region: 108-1868 (586 amino acids)
Biological process (GO): negative regulation of toll-like receptor 9 signaling pathway; apoptotic process
Source: RefSeq, a predicted model, not a curated record
GAAAGACCAUUUUUAUGUCUGAAAGAAGAAAGUAAUAUACACCUAGGAUGAAUUGAGGGGUUGCCACCCGCCAUGUUAAGAUAAAGACACAGAUCUCUGUGUUGAACAUGCUAAAGCGAUUGGAUAAGAUAAGGUUCAGAGGACCGAAGCGAGAUGAGUUCCUGGACCUUGCCGAGUCCCCCACUGCAUCUGACAGCGAAUGUAAUGAUGACAUCCCAGUGAAACACCGGAGCUCCAUCAAAGAAACGGAAGAGCAGCAAGACCCUGCUGGUUCAGGGACUCUCACCAUGUCUGCUGCUCCCAUCCAGGACUACAAGAUGAGUGAUGCCGACCGACUCAAUGAGGUCAAAGGUCACCUGGAGAUAGCCUUACUGGAAAAGCACUUUCUUCAGGAGGAGUUGAGGAAGCUCAGAGAGGAGACAAAUGUUGAGACCCUAAAGCAGGAACUGGAGAAAGAGAAAUCAAAAAGAGGCGAUCUCGAACAGAAAAUGAAUGAAAUUCUCAGAUCCAGACUAGAAGAUUCACCACCUCCACCUCCAAAACCACAAGUCACUUCUGUCAAUGGUACAGGGGACAAACAGAAGGAGACCUUAAGCUCUCGGCUGUGGAAAUGGCUCUAUGAGCGCUUUGGUGUUUAUAUCGAAGAUUUCCGCUUUCAGCCAGAGGAAAAUACAGUCGAGACUGAGGAACCACUAAGUGCUAAAAGACUAACUGAAAAUAUGAGACGACUCAAACGGGGUGCUAAGCCUGUAACUAACUUCAUGAGGAACCUUUCUGCCUUAUCCAGCUGGCACUCUGUCUACACGUCAGCCAUCGCCUUUAUUAUCUAUAUGAAUGCUGCCUGUCAUGGCUGGGUUAUCCCCAUGUUUCUAUUUUUAGCCAUUCUACGGUUGUCCUUGAAUUACCUCAUAGCAAAAGGUUGGAGGAUACAGUGGAGCAUUGUGCCUGAGGUCUCCGAACCAGUGGAACCUCCAAAGGAAGAUCUUACGGUUUCAGAGAAGUUUCAGUUAGUGUUGGAUGUUGCACAGAAAGCACAGAAUCUAUUUGGAAAGAUGGCAGACGUAUUGGAAAAGAUUAAAAACCUGUUCAUGUGGGUGCAGCCUGAAAUCACACAGAAGCUUUAUGUUGGUUUAUGGGUGGCCUUCAUCACCUCCUGUUUGCUGCCAUAUAAACUCUUGGGCUUCAUGAUUGGUGUCUAUGCCGGCAUUAAAUUCUUCAUCAUUGACUUCCUCUUCAAAAGCUGCCCUAAAUUGAGGGACAAAUACGACACACCCUACAUUGUAUGGAAUAAUUUACCCACAGACCCACAACUCAAAGAGCGUAACAAUGCCACUUUGAACAGACGGCAGAUCCAGCCGGUGGUGGCGCGCAGUAAUCAGUCGGCCGGGAUGUCAUGUGGGAUUGGCCGUGAGGAGGAAAGCGGACGGUCCUACAGCACCAAAAGAGGUCCUUUUCAUGAAGUCUUCAACUUGUCAGAGAAUGAGCGCCCCCUGCCAGUGUGCGAGAAUGGAUGGAGAUGUUGCUUGAUCAACAGGGACAGAAAAAUGCCAACCGACUACAUCCGCAAUGGUGUCCUCUAUGCCACAGAAAAUUACCUGUGUUUCGAGAGCUCCAGCUCCCGGGCGACAUCCUCAAAGAAAAAUAAAGUCAUCAAGCUCCAAGACAUCACAGAUAUUCAGAAGUACAAAGUGUUGUCAGUAUUGCCUGGAUCUGGGAUGGGGAUCUCAAUUACAACGCCAUCCACUUUAAAGCCUCUAGUGUUUGGUGCCAUGAUUCAUCGGGACGAGGCCUUUGAUGCCAUUCACACUCAGUACAUGAAGAUCAUGAAUUCCACAGCAGCUACGACAGUCACAAACCCAGAGACAUAGUCUCACCCGGAUCAACAUAUGACAUAAGAUAGUCCAUAAGGCAGCCAUAUCCUAUACCCCUAUAUGGACAUGAUGGCUUCCAGAAGUUGUCCGCCCCAUCUCCAACCCAAAACGAUGGAGAAACUGCAAAGAAACUGUUUUUCAUGUUCUCUUUUAGAUUCUACGUGAGUAUUAGGAGGAGUAUUUUAUAUAAUGUUCUAUCAAACAGCAUACCAUAAUCUUACACAAGUGUUUGCCAGGAUGGGUCUUGUUUUAUAAGGUUAGGGGAUCAUUGUGCUUCUUACUUGUGUAUCAGAACAGGAGCUGGUACUCCUUUGUGUCUCAUGGAGGACUUUGUGUGAUCCGUGUGUAGUCAGACCAUAUAACCGUCUCUGAACUUACCACCAUUUUCACUUAAUUGCAUCACCGCUGGCCUUGCACAAAGAAACACUGCACUUAGUGUUGCUAAGAGCUUUUAGAAGUGAGUUAGGAGGGAAAGGAACAAAGUCAACAGAAAUCCAUAUGCGUAAAGCAGCUCAUAACUGCCGGCCACAUUGUUCCUUUGGGGCGCGCCAACUUUCUCUUCAGUAUUUGUGGUACUUGUUAACUUAUCACAUAGAUACAACAUCAUAUUUUAAAGGAGUAGUGCACAUAAAAAAUUUACAUUUUGUGGUUUACUCUCCCUUAUGCUGUUUUUUAAACUCAUAAAACACCAAAGGAGAUAUUUAGGCAGAAUGUGCAAGCUGCUCUUUUCCUUACAAUGAAAGUCAGUUGUUUAAAGGGAUAGUUUACCCAAAAAUGAAAAUUCUGUGAUCAUUUAUUCACACUCGUGUUGUUCCAAACCGGUGUGACUUUCUUCCUUCAGAGAGAUGCAAAAGAGAUGUUCUUGAAGAGUUUUUAACUCUUUUUGGCCAUUCAAUGAAAUUCAGUGGGGUUUAAAUCAACAGUGGACCCCCCACUGGCUUUCACUGUAUGGACUAAAAACAGUCAGACAUGCUUUUAAAAUAUUAUCUUUUGUAUUC